This is a messenger RNA of Oxyura jamaicensis (ruddy duck), 3210 nucleotides long. RefSeq names its product LIM domain only 4 (gene LMO4). Bases 693 to 1190 code for a protein of 165 amino acids. The transcript is spliced from 5 exons. The record is from RefSeq and is a predicted model, not a curated record. NCBI's taxonomy places the organism in Eukaryota, Metazoa, Chordata, Aves, Anseriformes, Anatidae.
UUCCCCGGGAUUGGCAGGUUUUAUUAUUCCGCCUGAACAAGCCGGGGGCGGAUUGGCUGCGGCGGGGCGGGCGGCGGGGCCGGCCCGGAGUGUAGUUGGGAUUGCGCCCUGUCAGUAACACAUGUGCGAGGGGCAGCGGCCGCACACGCACGCGGGCUCACGCGCGCUCACACCCGCUCGCACACCCGCGCGCGGCGGGGACACGCGCGCCCACGCGCGGCCGCCCCCCCCCCCGGCGCGCCCUGCCCUGCUCCGCUCCGCUCCUCUCCUCUCCUCCUCUCCGCAGCCGCCCGGCUCGGCUCGGCUCGGCGGGGAGCUCGGCAGCCGGCGGAGGGGGCGGGGGGGAGGCGAUACAAAGUGAAGCCACAUUGCCAAACUUACCCGGCGAUUGCGGCAGCCGGCGGCGGCGGCGCCCUGCGUGUGCGGCUCCGGCGGCGGGGGGCUGAGCUCUGCGGCUCUCCCCUCCGGGGAAGCGGGAGCCGCAGGGAGCACCGCGGGCAGCCGCCCCUCGUAGCGGCAGCGGCGCUCGUCCGGCCCGGGCUGCCGCUCCCCGGGCUGGGGGCUCCCUCCGGAGCAGAGCCGCAGCGCGGGCGAGCGAGCGCGGCGCUGGUUCCCUCGCACGGCGGCAGCCUCCGCGGUGACCCCGAGCGACGCCGCUCCCGGCCUCUGGCAAUAUAGAGGGGAAGCAGGCCAUGGUGAACCCUGGCGGCAGCUCGCAGCCGCCCCCGGUGACGGCGGGCUCCCUCUCGUGGAAGAGGUGCGCCGGCUGCGGGGGGAAGAUCGCCGACCGCUUCCUGCUCUACGCCAUGGACAGCUACUGGCACAGCCGCUGCCUCAAGUGCUCCUGCUGCCAGGCCCAGCUGGGGGACAUCGGCACGUCCUGCUACACCAAGAGCGGCAUGAUCCUCUGCAGGAACGACUACAUCAGGUUAUUUGGAAAUAGCGGUGCUUGCAGUGCCUGUGGACAGUCCAUUCCUGCUAGUGAGCUGGUCAUGAGGGCACAGGGCAACGUCUAUCAUCUUAAGUGUUUUACAUGCUCUACCUGCCGGAAUCGCCUGGUCCCGGGAGAUCGGUUUCACUACAUCAAUGGCAGUUUAUUUUGUGAACAUGAUAGACCUACAGCUCUCAUCAAUGGCCAUUUGAAUUCACUUCAGAGUAAUCCACUACUGCCAGACCAGAAGGUCUGCUAAAAGGUCAGAGUAAUGCAGAAUGCGUGCCUUCAUCUCAAAUUUUGUUCAUCACAGAUGGAUCCCAUGUCUCCAAGUAGACAAGUCACCUUUGUAGCUAGCAUCAGUGCCAGCUCCAUACCAUUGCACCUUCUUUAUUCUUGAUUGCCCUUCCCACAUUUAUUGGUGUAUUAAAAUGACUGAAUAUGAACAUUAAGGACUCCAUGAACCUGGGCUAAUGGGAGACUGUAGAGAAAAUGAAAAAAGAUCCACCGGAGGACAUCUUUGGGGGGGCGGGUGGGGAAGAUGACUAAUGAAGCUAAUUAAAAGAAGCAUUGAAAUCUGCUUUCUACCCUCAUUAACAAUUAGCAGGGCACUGGCCAGUUUGUACCCUGUGUUUUACCUUAACAACAUUCUAUUUGCUCUUUGUAUAUUUAAGUGUUGUAAGGAAAUGUGUUUCAAUCAAACUGAACAUGAGAUAAAGGAAAGAUGUGGCUUUUGUGAUAUUCUAUCACAAACACUUUUAUUGUAUCUCUGUAAAAUACAAUGUAUGUAUGCAUGUAAGUGUUUUUGUCCUAAUGUUGCUACUUCCCAUGGCAAAAAAAAAAUGAGAAAAAGGAAAAAAAAAAGUCAGGCUCAUAGCAGCUACUGUGUAGAAAUUUUCACCUACUUCUAAUUUGCUGAAUGAAGAAAAAUCUUUUAUUUGUGAUAUUUUCAGAGACAUUUGCUCUAGUAUGGUGUAUUUAAAUAAUAAAAAAGUAAAACAAAAAACACUGAAUUGAGUAUGGGUUUUAAAAACUUUGCUUUUUUUUUUUUAAAAAAAAAAACUACAUUCAAAACAUUACUCUGAAACUAAAUCUUACAUAGUCAUUACCUUAAUUAUCAGUUACCUUUAAAAGUAGCUUUUUUUUUCUUUUUUGUCUUAUGCCAGUAAAAAACCUGUUAAACUACUACUGUGUUACUCUUGGCAAGGAUACAGAGCACUGCUUCAAAAUGAUCUUUAUUUUUCAAUGAGAUUCUUACUUCUGGUAACAAACAAAUAUAUUACAGUUCAUAUUGCAGUGAAUUAUGGUAUGUAUUAUAGGUAUUGUGGUCUCUUUCUAUCCAGUUCUUUCCUGCAGAACUGUUAGGGGUAUGCAUGUGUCUGUGAGAGUGCAAACAUGAGUGUGUAUGUAUACACCUUAAGAGGUCAAAGAGUAAUAAUAAAAAUAAAAGCAACAAAAGGGCUGUACUUCAUGCUGAGCAAUAGAAUUGAGUAUUCAUAAAAAGGGAUACAAUAGCUAUUCUGAUCUGAACAACAUAAAGUUGAGUGUGUUGUGGCAAGAGACUUUUUAAAACUGAUAAGGAAAAAAAAAAACACACUUCCUGGACUAUUUCCGAGAGCAAACUGAUCUCAGACAUGAUCUGUCCUCUGGAAGGAAAAAAACAAAAAGCAAGAAAACUUCCUCUAAGCUUAGGAAGGGAACAACUUCAUUUACUUCAGCUACUUAUUGGUAGACCUGUGUAGAGUAACUUUUGAGAAAAAAAAAAUCCCCACUCUUCAUUCUUAUUGCAAGAAUACUAACCUGAAUCUAUGACUGUGCAUUGAAUGCCUUCAAUCAGGAAACGGCAAGCACCUAGAAUGUGUGCUGCAAUUCAUAGCAAAUCAAUAUUACCAACUAUUUGGCUUUUAUCGGAGACUAAUACAUUUGAAAUACAUCAUCAUUAUGUUUUCUUUUUUAAUUCUGUUUUCAAGGAGAUGUUCACUGUUUAGCUUUGUUUGGUUACGGAGUGAACUUGACUUACUGUUGUUGUGAUGCUGAUAUGCAAAAAGCUGAAUUAUAGAUUUGUCUGUCUAAACCAACAGCAGAUCUUUUAUUUUUUUCAGAACUUACUUCUUGAUCUCUAGUAUAUUGGAGGUCUGAACUUCUUCUUCCACACUUCAGUGCCUGAUCAAAAAUUGGACUGUUGCAGAGAAAAGAAAAUGAUGAUGUAGUGUACAGUAUCAGACAGUAAAGACAAAAGAACACGCGCAUAACAUAAAGUAAUAAAACUACUGAAGCUA